Messenger RNA from Spinacia oleracea (spinach), 920 nucleotides. The record is from RefSeq and is a predicted model, not a curated record. NCBI's taxonomy places the organism in Eukaryota, Viridiplantae, Streptophyta, Magnoliopsida, Caryophyllales, Amaranthaceae.
UCAAGGAUAACCUAACAUUUCUUUUCUUUCUCUCUCCAAAUCUUUAACUUACCAAGUUCUUCACUGCCACACUCUUCUCAUUCUACUCAUAACCCUAUUAUAUUCUCUUCUCCCAAAUUUUUAAUUUUUGGUUCAAAGUAGAUUUUAUUAUUGUUUUAGGGUGGGCUACAAAAAAUGGCUGCAACCACCUCACCAAUGGCUAGCCAAUUAAAGAGUGGGUUCACCACUAAGGCUCUUGUGGUUCCUAAGGGCAUUUCUGGUCCUGCUUUGAGAGGGUUCCCUUCUCCUAGGAGGCACACUUCUUUUACCGUUAGGGCUAUUAAGACCGAAAAGCCAACAUACCAAGUAAUCCAGCCUCUAAAUGGAGACCCAUUCAUUGGUGGGCUUGAGACCCCAGUAACAUCCAGCCCAUUGAUUGCCUGGUACCUAUCCAACCUCCCAGCCUACAGGACUGCAGUCAACCCACUUCUACGUGGUGUUGAGGUGGGCUUGGCCCAUGGGUUUUUAUUGGUAGGCCCAUUCGUGAAAGCCGGCCCAUUAAGAAACACUGAGUAUGCUGGUGCUGCAGGUUCCUUGGCUGCUGCAGGACUUGUAGUGAUCCUUAGCAUGUGUUUGACUAUGUAUGGCAUUGCUUCCUUCAAGGAGGGAGAACCGUCUAUCGCCCCGGCUUUGACUUUGACCGGUAGGAAGAAGCAACCCGACCAACUCCAAUCCGCGGACGGGUGGGCCAAGUUCACCGGAGGGUUCUUCUUCGGUGGUGUUUCCGGUGUUACAUGGGCUUACUUCCUCAUGUAUGUUCUUGACCUUCCUUACUACUUCAAGUGAGUGAGUGGUAUGCUUUUGUUUGUAAGGGUCUAAACUUCUAUGAUUGUGAAGAUGGGAAAAGAUAUUGUAUAUUUCAAGAAAAAUACUUUGCACUA